CUGGCACACCGAGCUACCCAGCUAUCCCCGACUUGCGACUGGGAUCCCCCCCCAGCACCUCACAGAGGAUAAAUCUACCUGCAUAACGCAGGCAGCCUCUCCCUGACGGCCUUAUCAAUCAAGCCCUUAACAUAAAGACCGGUGCAUCCGCAAUGGUGUCGACGACAACCGAGAAGCAUAUCGAGCCGUCGGAGUCCUCGCACAGCCAGGACGUCGAGGCUGGACUUCCUGAGAAGACUAAGGGGUUCUCCGUCGCAGAGACGAUCGAGCCCGGUAUCGGCGCGCCGGAGUACGUUCCCGAAUGGCGUCGUCGCAUCCUCGCGUUCGAGCGCAAGGUCGGCAUCGAGGCACAGGGCGCCAGCCGUGUGCUGCCUGAAGCGAGGGAUUACAAGGCCAAGGCAUGGCAAACCGCCGAGGUAUGGUUGAGUGCCAACACGGUGCUGCCGACUUUCGGUGUGGGCAUUCUUGGGCCCGCCAUCUUCGGGUUGGGACUCGGCGACUCGCUGAUUUGUACCUUCUUCUUCAACAUCAUCGUCGCCGCGAUCCCUGCGUACUUCUCCAUCUUCGGCGUGAAAACCGGCCUCCGCCAGAUGAUUGUCACUCGAUACAUGUGGGGUUGGUGGGGCACGAAACUUGUCGCCCUGCUCAACUUGAUUGCUUGCGUUGGUUGGUCGACCAUCAACUGCAUCGCCGGUGCGCAGACGUUGCGUGUUGUCGCGGACCUGAAUAUCAGCCAUGCCGUCGGAAUUGUGAUUAUCGCUGUCGUCACCCUGCUCUUGGGCUUGAUCGGCUACCGGUAUAUCCACUACUUCGACCGAUUCGCCUGGAUGCCCGUGUUCAUCGUGUUCAUCAUCAUGCUCGGUAUGACUGCCCACGACUACGUCAACACUCCAUUCGCUACCGGAAUCACCGAGACGGCCGGCGUUCUCUCCUUCGCCUCCACCAUCUGGGGCUUUGGUCUUGGCUGGGCAUCCCUCGCGUCAGACUACGUCGUCUACUUCCCUGAGGAGACCCCCUCGAUCCAGGUCUUCUUGUGGACAUAUGUCGGCCUCCUCGUGCCUCUUGUAUUCGUCAUGUCUCUCGGUGCCGCCGUCAUGUGCGCGGCGCUCGCCCACGAGUCUUGGUUGGCACAGUAUGACGCGGAAGAGCUCGGUGGUCUCCUCGGCGCCGCGCUAGGCUUAGGCGGCUGGCCCAAGUUCCUCAUGGUCAUCCUCGUGCUCUCCGUCGUCGCGAACAACAUCAUCAACGUCUACUCCUUCGGCUUCUCCUUCGCCGCCAUCUCGCCCAAGUUCACCUACCUCCCUCAGUUUGUGUACCCAGUGCUCAUCACCGCCAUCUACAUCCCGAUCUCCAUCGUCGGCGCCACGUCCUUCGUAACCUCCCUCGAGUCCUUCAUGGACGUCCUCGGCGCCUGGCUCUCCAUCUACGCUACUGUCUUCCUCGCGGAGCACAUCGUCUUCCGCAAGGCAAAUUUCAAGAACUACGACCUCACCGCGUACAACGACGCGUCCCGGCUGCCCAUUGGUCUCGCCGCGUUCGCUUCCGGGUGCUGCGGUGCCGUCGGCGCUAUCACCGGCUUGGCGCAGGUGUGGUGGGUUGGCCCGAUCGCAAAAACCAUGGGACCGUUCGGUGGUGACGUCAGCUGGCUGCUGUGUAUCCUCUUCACGCUUGUGCCUUUCCUGCCCUUGCGCUACCUCGAACUCAAGUAUGUUGGCCGAUGAACAAGGGGGCUUUGCUUGGCCCCAAAAUCUGCUUGUAUCACGCCGUCGCUCUACAGCUACGGCCUCUUGUUUACAUGUUGUAAUGUGUGUUUCUUGGGAGUGCGGGUAAUAGUAAUUGACAGUAGAUUCCACCGUGUAAAGAGUGCUAUCAGGACCUCCUUCUCUCUCU
Messenger RNA from Punctularia strigosozonata HHB-11173 SS5, 1890 nucleotides. RefSeq lists its product as uncharacterized. Gene Ontology annotation, cellular component: plasma membrane; fungal-type vacuole membrane. Lineage: Eukaryota; Fungi; Basidiomycota; Agaricomycetes; Corticiales; Punctulariaceae. Gene Ontology annotation, molecular function: transmembrane transporter activity. Gene Ontology annotation, biological process: transmembrane transport. The record is from RefSeq and is a predicted model, not a curated record. The transcript is spliced from 7 exons. Bases 153 to 1721 code for a protein of 522 amino acids.